AUGCAAAGUGUCUGUGUGAGGAGACUGUGGGGAUCAGCACAAGUGUCCCGGCUUCUUAAAGUGACAAACAUAAACAGAUCUGUGCGGCAACUGCAACACAAAAAGGUAAUGGAGGACAACAAGCCAUGGGCUCUGACCUCAGAGCCUGGCGAAGGUUUCGUUGAAGACUUAACCAACAUAAAGAAACACUUCCAGAUCCUCUGCUACAAAGACUUCCUUCAAAACCCUCAGCUGCACGGCCCUAAAAUCCAGGCCAUGUUAGUCUGGGGCAAAAGCCCCCCAACCGAUCCUUCGACUCUCCGGUCUCUUCCCUCGCUGAAGGUGGUCGCUAACGGAGGAGUGGGCAUCGACCACCUGGACGUGCCGUACAUCAACAGUCUGGGGGUGAAGGUGACCAACACGCCCGGGGUGGUGAGCGACGCCACGGCAGACAUGGCCAUGGGUCUGCUCCUGGCAUCGGCACGCAAGAUUGUUCAAGGUCACCAAAUAUCUGUUGACCCCAACACCACCAAUCAUAAACCACAAAGCCUGAUGGGAGUUGAAGUCACAGGGUCGACUAUGGGGAUUAUAGGAAUGGGACACAUUGGCUGCAGAAUCGCUCAAAGAGGCAAAGGAUUUGACAUGAAGGUCCUGUACCACAACAGGACCAGGAGGAGCGUUGAGGAAGAGCAGGCGGUGGGUGCUACUUAUUGUGAGAAAAUGGACGACCUGCUGAAAGAGUCGGACUUCGUGGUGCUGGCGGUCAACCUGAGCCCUGAGACCACCGGCCUGAUCAGCACCAGAGAGCUGAACCUCAUGAAACCCACAGCAACACUGGUCAACAUCAGCAGAGGUCGGGUUGUGGAUCAGGACGCUCUGGUCAAAGCUCUAAAAUCGGAGACAAUUCUCGCGGCGGCGUUAGACGUGACUUACCCUGAACCGCUGCCAAGGGAUCAUCCUCUGCUGGGUCUCCCUAACGUUCUGAUCACCCCCCACGUUGGCACCGACACUCUCUCCACCAGCAGAAAGAUAGUGCAGAGGAUGGUAGAAAAUGCUGUGGCUGUACUGAAAGGCCAAUCUAUUCCCAAUGAAGUCAAACCUAAAUGAAGUCACUAUGGUUGACUCAUGUGUCCGAGGUUAGGAGGGUUUCACUAUUGCAAGAGGAAGUAAAUAUGUUAGUUUUAACCCGUCGAUUGUUCUUUCUAAUGACCUGCCAUAGUAAAUGUCAUUGAGACUUUUUAAUGGACAUUAACAUAACUACAUGCUUAAUAUCACUUUUCUGUGAACCAAUGUUGGAAAUGAAAUAACAUGAUGAUUUUAACAUUUAAAUGGAUCCUUACCAGUUUGUUUUAAAUGAAUUACAGUUACAUUUGUACAUGCUGCAAUACUUUAAAAAAAGAUUAAAAAGCUACCUCUAA
Messenger RNA from Gymnodraco acuticeps, 1397 nucleotides. Its product is annotated as probable 2-ketogluconate reductase. Bases 1 to 1086 code for a protein of 361 amino acids. Gene Ontology annotation, molecular function: NAD binding; hydroxypyruvate reductase [NAD(P)H] activity; glyoxylate reductase (NADPH) activity. Gene Ontology annotation, cellular component: cytosol. The transcript has 6 exons. Lineage: Eukaryota; Metazoa; Chordata; Actinopteri; Perciformes; Bathydraconidae. The record is from RefSeq and is a predicted model, not a curated record.